This is a messenger RNA of Punctularia strigosozonata HHB-11173 SS5, 1626 nucleotides long. RefSeq lists its product as uncharacterized. The transcript is spliced from 2 exons. The record is from RefSeq and is a predicted model, not a curated record. The annotation marks the transcript as partial. NCBI's taxonomy places the organism in Eukaryota, Fungi, Basidiomycota, Agaricomycetes, Corticiales, Punctulariaceae.
GUCCCGCUUUCGAACGCCCAAGGUUAUCUCGACCGCCCGACGUCCGCGAUGCAGCAUCACGAUCGCGGCCUCACUCUUCCGACGCCCCCGCCUUCGGCACAUGGGCCUCCACCUCCCCGGGAGCAACAAUAUCAACAGCAGCAGCAGCAGCAGUCCCGCGUUCGCUCCACGUCAUUGUCGCAGCAACCAUACGGCACUGCGAACACGCACCGGUCAACGUCGACCUCGCGUAAGCCUCCGCCUCUUAUCGUGUCCUCCCGUGCGCCCUCUUCGCGCCACGGGGCUAAUCCAGGCCGUGCACCCGCCAUCGUGUACGCUCCGUCGCGUAACAACAUGGCCAUGGACGAGGCGUACCAUCCGCCGGAGGUGAUGCCUCGUUCAGCCCCAGCGCAUCAAACGACCUUCCCGCGUGGCCAGAUCCCUCCGCCUCAGCCUAUCCCUCUACCUGGAACCGGCCUACCCUUCCCAGGCGAGACAGACCAACGUCACGGCGACGUACCCGACACAAGGAGCGGACGGGGCCGGAGCCACAGCCGCGGACGCAGCAAAUCCCGCGGCCGGUCGUCCAACGAAUCCGGCGUUCUCGUCGACUCGAACGGCUCUUCCGUCGUCCUCGUCACUCCGCCGUCCAACCACGCCGUCCUCGUCGACUCCUCCUCGCCGUCUCACCAUGCCCGCCACGUCACGCACCAUGGACAUUCGCACUCCUAUCCCCAAAACUCCUUUGGCGCGCCGUCCCCCGGCCGCAUUCACCGCCCGGCAACCAGCAUGGGCCAGCAUCCCGCCGCGAGUUCGGGUGGUCGGUCGGGCAGCCUCGUGCGCGCGCUACUGCCGCGAUCGAACAGUGUAACGCGAAUGAUCACAGGGAAGAGGUCAAAGAACCGACCGACGGAGGAGCCGCAGAGGGGCCAGGUGGUGCAUAGUCGCGACCUGGCCGCACAUGGCUACGCCAAUCCGCGGAGCCGAAAUACGUCCACCAGCAGCGGGAGUACAUACUAUGUCCUCCCGAAUCCCGGCCAGAAGGUGCACGUCAUCUCCACGGACGACGAAGCCUCCCGAUAUGCUAGCACGCGCUCGUCGGGCUCGUCACGGUAUCACCGCGGCACGUCGUCCGGCCAGCACUCGCUCCUCGCGAUACCUCCCCCGCAAGCCCCGCCUGGCUCGCCCGCUGUGCAGUCGACCAAAAAGCCGUUCUUCUUCAACCGACUAUUUGGCGGCAUGCAUCUCCGCGACCGCUCGGUCGAUUCUGCUCGCGCGUCGUCGUCCAGGCCUCGGGGCGAGAGGGACAAGUGGUCCUCGGGCGGGGGUAUGGUUGUCACACCGGCGCUCCCGCCACCACAGGAUACUGUACAGGCCGACGCAAGCAUGUUCGCCGCGGACGGGCGUAAGAUGGUUAUGGAGAAUCCGCAGGAUCAGGCGUACGGCGGGAGCGCUGGCCGGUCGCGUGGUCGCAAGCUGCUACGUCGCACUUCUGAUCAACCUCCACCCAUGAUGCACAACUAUCCAGCAGCGACUUGACGCCCACACAUAACAAUGAAGGCCACGUUUCUUCCGUUGAGGUUCUCGAUAUCCUACAUGUUAUCAUCGUAAUCGUCUGCUUUUGAAUCAUGUGUUGUCCAAUAGCUU